Drosophila serrata is the source of this 2384-nucleotide messenger RNA. It is a transcript of the gene laza, whose product is annotated as lazaro. The record is from RefSeq and is a predicted model, not a curated record. NCBI's taxonomy places the organism in Eukaryota, Metazoa, Arthropoda, Insecta, Diptera, Drosophilidae. Gene Ontology annotation, cellular component: plasma membrane. Gene Ontology annotation, molecular function: phosphatidate phosphatase activity. Gene Ontology annotation, biological process: signal transduction; phospholipid dephosphorylation; phospholipid metabolic process.
AACUCGACGGGCAGUCGCUACCGGCAGCUCGGCAGCGAUCGUCGCACUCGCAGUUGCUCUCCGUCACAGUCUCCGUCACAGUCUCAGUCGCAGUCGCAGUCGCAGUCACGGCGAGCUAGUCACAUUCAUCGCCGAUCCGAUCCCAAACAAAACGUCAGCGCGACCCAGAGCGCUUUAUAGACAUCGAACAGAGCGCGGACGAGGCGGUUCGUUCGUGGUUCGCUUGGUCCGCUGCCAUUGGUUCAUGGGCUGCGAGCUGCAGGCGGCGCAGACUGACGGCUGAUGCCCGCAAUUCGCUAAUUUCCCGCGAAGAAGAAAAUCGCCUUUGAACCCGGCCUGAGAAGUCGUGCGCGGGCUUUUCGAAAGUGCGCAGUUUGUGUGACAGCCGAAAAUAAAUAGCAAACAGCCUACAGUGUACAGUGAGUGAGCACUUGGCCCCGAGAUUGGGCGUGAAAUUUGAUUAAUCCGCGCAGAAUCAGAGACAAAUGUGCCAGUGCCAAGUGUCAAGCGAUCGGCUUGGGCCCACGCGAUAAGAGCGCGACUUGAGUAGGACCAGGUCCAGUCGUAACAAUAAUAGAGGAACCCAAAUAGAGUCGGAAUCACAAUGCACACCUUUAAGCGCGGCUUUUUCUGUGCGGACUUGAGCCUCCGGUAUCCCUACAAAGACUGCACGAUCACGGUGCCGAUGCUGCUGCUGAUGAUGCUGCUGCUGCCGAUGCUCUUCGUGGCCGUGGUGGAGGUGAUGCGCAUCUGCAAGCGCUUCCGCACCAGGCUCUAUCUGCGCAACCUUUGGCGCGCGGAGGCCACCUUCAGCUUCGGCUUCAUCGCCACCUACCUGACCACCGAGCUGGCCAAGGAUGCGGUGGGGCGUCUAAGGCCGCACUUCUACCAGGGCUGCCUGCCGAGCCUGAGCGACGGCAGCAGCUGCUCGGAUCCCCAGAACGCCGGCCUCUACGUGGAGCACUUCCACUGCACCAACCGCAACCUCUCGGCGCGCCAAAUCCGAGAGCUGCACGUGAGCUUUCCGAGCGCCCACAGCAGCCUUAGUUUCUACUCGAUGAUGCUCCUGGCCCUCUACGUCCACGGUGUGUGGCGGGGGCGAGGUGGGGUGAGGGUGCUGAGGCAUGUCCUGCAGUUCCUGCUCCUGAUGGCCGCUCUCUGUGUGUCGUUGAGCCGCGUGGCCGACUACUGGCAUCACUGGUCCGAUGUUCUGGCCGGAGCUAUCCUUGGCGCCACCUACGCCACCCUCACCGCCGUCUAUGUGGGAGAUCUACUUCGCCACCGUCCUCGUGGCUCCUCCAGGUGCCCGCCCACGUUGGGCUACACUUCCUGCCAACACAUGCACCACCAUCACCAGCUGAUGGCGGAGAACAACAACUCGGCAGGCUCCGCCAAGGUACACUUCCUGGCCACAGCCGCCUCGGCUUCGAUGACCACCACCACCCCGCUGGACGACAUCCACGACUCUGAGGAAGAGGAUUCCCGGGGCUCCGAGGACUCGCACGAUUCCCACGACUCCCACGACUCUGACGAUUCCCACGACUCCCACAAUGAGGAUGAAGACGUCGACGACGUCUACAAGCGGGUUGCAACGCGCCCCUCCCCGCCUCCCAGCGACCUGGCCCAUGUCGUCUAAGACAGCUGCGGAGCCGCCAAGCUGGAAAGGCGCGCGCAGGAGGGACUAAUCAGGGACUUAUCGGACGGCGGCUGCUAUUUCGACUAUUUUUCCAUUUAGAAAUCGACGCAAACAGAAAUAUGUGAUAAGCGCGCGGCGCACUCUCUACCUGAUAUGCCACUGUCCACCCCUGCUCCCCCUCCUCCUCCUCCUCCAAUGCCGGCGAUUUACGAAAUCCGAGGCGAACGGCGAUCAAUUGUGCAACGCACAGUGGGCCCAGCCCCAAGUUGGGAGAUAUCAUUCGGAGGCAUUUUCAGAGAUGGAUGGAGCCACUGUAUCUUGGCUCUGGCUUCUGGUACAAGCCCCACCCCGCCACCCACUAUCCCGCCUGCCGCAGGCUCCGACUCCAACUGCAGUUUGUUUGUAAACAAUGGCGCAGUCACGUCGCCGCCGCCGCCGCCGCUUUUGAAGUGGGCAGACCGCCAAUGCGGAGCUCGCUGCGCUCCCAAUCAGCUGCGACAAUCUCUUGGCAGCGACGCCGACCGCCGGCCGGACUGCACAGCUUUCUGGCCGAUAAUGCCAUAUAAAUAAUGACGGGGGAGCUUACGGUCCCGGAGAGCACUCGCAUGCGAGGAUGGGAGCGAGGCGCGAGAUUUAUGAACAAAUCAAUUGAGUCGAGUUUAUUAUUAUUACUUGCCUAUGUUAAUUAUGUUUGGCUUAAUCUAAGUGUUUGCUCUGCAGGCUGAUUAAAUAUUUAUUGCCCAAGUGA